Pimephales promelas (fathead minnow) is the source of this 3367-nucleotide messenger RNA. RefSeq names its product arrestin domain containing 3a (gene arrdc3a). NCBI's taxonomy places the organism in Eukaryota, Metazoa, Chordata, Actinopteri, Cypriniformes, Leuciscidae. Gene Ontology annotation, biological process: protein transport. The record is from RefSeq and is a predicted model, not a curated record. Gene Ontology annotation, cellular component: cytoplasm.
AAAUCUCGCUGUCUUUCAUUGCAGAGACCAUCAAGCCUUCACCGAGACGCAAUAACAGCAUCUUUUGCUGUUAUUCAGCUCUCGCAGCUCAAUGACACUAUCCAGUGUCGAAACUCGCUUUUUUUCAUAAGAGAUUAUUUUCAUAGACUUUGGCCGUGUGAUUUGUUUUGGGGUUUUUUUUUUUGUCUACAAAACUUUGUACAAUUUAUUUUCUUGCCACCAUGGUGCUAGGAAAGGUAAAGAGCUUCGUUGUAAGCUACGACUGUCUCAAUGACAGCAAUGUCCCUGUUUUCUCAAGUGGGGACUCCGUCUCAGGUAGAGUUAUUAUUGAAGUCACAGGGGAGAUUCGUGUAAAGUCACUUAAAAUACAUGCAAAGGGAUUUGCAAAAGUUCGUUGGACAGAAUCACGAAAUGCUGGAUCCAACACUGCCUACACUCAAAAUUAUACAGAAGAAGUGGAAUAUCUGAAUCAUAGAGACAUCCUUAUUGGCCACGAAAGAGAUGAUGAUAACUCUGAGGAGGGGCUUACCACUAUUCAUUCAGGAAGACAUGAGUAUGCAUUCAGCUUUGAGCUUCCACAAACACCUUUGGCUACCUCGUUCGAAGGGAAGCAUGGCAGUGUGCGCUACUGGGUAAAGGCUGAGCUGCACAGGCCUUGGCUUCUGCCCAUGAAGACCAAGAAAGAGUUCACUGUCUUUGAACACAUCGACAUCAACACUCCUCUCCUGCUGUCUCCUCAGGCAGGAACUAAAGAAAAGACGCUAUGCUGCUGGUUUUGCACCUCAGGUCCAAUCUCCUUAAGUGCCAAAAUUGAACGGAAGGGUUAUACUCCAGGAGAGUCCAUUCAAAUCUUUGCAGAAAUCGAAAACUGUUCCUCACGCAUGGUUGUGCCAAAGGCUGCCAUUUACCAAACACAGACCUUCUUUGCCAAAGGGAAGAUGAAGGAGAUCAAGCAAUUGGUGGCCAACAUCCGAGGGGAGUCGCUUUCUUCAGGCAAGACGGAGACAUGGAGUGGAAAAAUGUUAAAAAUCCCUCCUGUAUCACCCUCCAUCCUCGACUGCAGUAUCAUUAGAGUGGAGUACUCACUCAUGGUGUAUGUAGAUAUCCCAGGAGCCAUGAACCUAUCUUUAAACCUGCCCCUGGUGAUUGGGACCAUCCCCCUCCAUCCUUUUGGUAGCCGUACAUCUUCUGUGAGCAGUCAGUGCAGCAUGACCAUGAGCUGGUUAGGCAUGGCCCUCCCUGAGAGGCCUGAAGCUCCUCCAGCCUAUGCAGAGGUGGUCACAGAAGAACAGAGGCAAGGCUGUCUGGAUGUGUCGUCAGGCCGGGAGAACUUUGAAGGGCCAUUAUUGGCCUACAUCCAGGAGUUCCGCUUCCGACCCCCUCCACCCUACUCUGAGAUUGAUCCACAUCCAGAUCAAGCCACAUCGACUGCGGAGCAGAGACUCGACACCUGCCCAUCACGUUGAGAAAUGUAUGGAAUGAGUCCAAAGUGUUUGGGCUUCAGGAGCUUUCACUUUUGUUUAUCUCCAGAUGACAGCGAUUGUUCGCUUCGCUGUCACCACCGAGAGAAAACAAACCUCUAUGGAGAAAUCCGUUCGUAAGGGUCCAGGAAGUCACUGGCAAAUUACCCGACCCAGAGAACCCUCCUCCCCCCUUCACCGGACUAAGCCUGGAGAGCUACAGUAUGUCAAAGUAGUCACUUUUCUCAAAGAACAUUUAGACCUUGUUCGAGAUCUGAAGAGAAAGGCAAGAAAACACUACGACCGCAGCCAUUCGCAGUACAGCUGGGAGAAACUCGUCAUUCUCUUGUCUCAGUUUCGGAUUUCUGUUUGCGUUCCUUGAUUUGAGUUUUAAAAUCACUGAUUGUUUUAUUUCAGAGAUUACAGGCUUAUAACAGUUUCGCUUGAGCCGCACAAAUUACAAACAACACAGAGAACAGAUUCUGAGUAUAAUAACAGACUGAAUGGACUGACGUAAUGCACUGAUCUUGUUCAAGCUCUUUUGAGGUCUGUAGUUUUCAUUGAUUGUGUUUCCUCGGUCAAUAAUCUGCUCUUGGUAACACGCUUUCUGAAAGCUUUUGCAAUGUUGCCUCGCCAACUCCCAAACCAAGAAUGGCUUUUGUUUUGUUUUUUCCUGUUCAAAUGGACUUCAUUUUCGGUUCUAAAUGUAGAACCUUUCAGCCAAACUGGUUUGCUUGGUUUUAAAUGUGUUGCACAUGUUGUUUGGUAGAGGAGCAAAAGUCCAGGACUUGGUGUUCAUGUGUGUGAUCGGAGCAGAGAGAUAAAACAGGGUGUGGGCCUGGGCAGGAUGCCUGAAAAGUUUGUGGCCUUUCUGUUCAUAGUGUGUAGCGGUGCAGGCUUCGAGAUUGCACUGCCUGAAAAAAAGCACUCAGUCUCAGGUCAUCUCACUUGCCAAAUGAAAACAAAAUGGUGCAGAUUAUGUUUCAGUUAAAGGAAGGAGACUACGGAAGGAAAUUCAGAUUCAAUAUUGAAAAACCGAUUCAAUAAAGAGAGGAGAUAUGCACAAAGAUUCAAGGCAGCUUUCAAAGACUUGUGACAUUCCCUUUUUGUCCUGCUGCACCGGAGGACUUACAUUUGACGUAAUGUUUCUUCAGACCAGUGAAGCCAUGCAUGACCCAGAGAAUGGCACAAAUGCUUAAAAAGCCAAGUUGUAAAGCAAAACGAGGACUCUGGAUCUUAUCCAGAGACAUCCGAAUCUAGUUGAAAUGAGUCGUACAUUUGUUUUUAAAACUCAUUCGACUAAAAAAGCAGUUUAGGCUCUGAUCAUGCUUGGCCCUCAUUAAGCGCUUGCUUUUUUUUUCUUUUUUUUUGUUAUGUCUGGUUGAGGUCUGGAGAAAUUUUGGCAUUCAACCGUUUAGCUAUGUAAAUAAUUGAAGAAGUGUUUUGAUUUAUAGAAUUAGUCAUUAUUUGUGCACACAGUGUGUGUUAUAGGUUCAUCUCUAAUGUGGUGGUGGUUAUGAUUCAGCAGUUUUUGGAGCAAAGUGAUCUUAACAUAGUGGCCUUGAAGAAUUACUGAUCGUAACAUCCUAUUUGUUAUCCUUUUAGUCCUACAGAUUGGGGUUUAGUUUAAAAGGACAAAAAGGGAAAAGCAAAAAGUCCUUCAAAGCGAGCAAGCAUGCAUGCCACUUUUGAUUUGAAUGGGUUUAGGUUUUCAGUUAUUCAGUUUUGAUGAAUACUCAUGGGCAUUCAGUGUUCGUUUUUCAAAUAAACGAACUAAUAUGGAUCCUCUCAAUUAAUAUGGGAACAGUAGCUGUAGCACACGUUAGAGAAAUGGGUCAUCCAAAAACUCAAGAGAUGAUUAUGAGAAGAAAAUGUUUUGCUUCUCUGUUGUGUUUUAUAGUUUAAUA